CUUGUAUUUCUCAAAAAGUUUCUUAAAAAUAUUGCAAAAUGAUUCAGGAAUCUUUGUGAAAGGUUCUGAUUUAACAUUUAGAACUCCAGAAUAUAUAGGAUGGUCAAAUCUAAGGCUUUCAAUAUCAACUUCUUCUAAUUCUGUAUCAAUUCUUUUCUAUGUAAUUUUUCAUAACCAGAACUAUUAUUUACAACUCAUCCAACAUCACGUUUUAAAAGCUGUAGAUUUACAUUAG
Funneliformis geosporum is the source of this 235-nucleotide messenger RNA. The record is from the annotation of a GenBank genome assembly. NCBI's taxonomy places the organism in Eukaryota, Fungi, Glomeromycota, Glomeromycetes, Glomerales, Glomeraceae.